AUGUCCUCGACGAAAAACAAGAGUCCUGAUCUCUCGUUUAUGAGAUAUCAAUUCGACGAAUUUAAAAAUACCAAGGCUCGCGAAGUCCCUUUCGAGGAAGUGGAUUAUUCAAUCUACAAAGCAUCGUCAAAUUGCAUAGCAUUUAAAACCUCGGAGAAAAGAAUCGGAACGUGGAUCAAAACAUUUUAUUACCGAUAUCACGCUGCCAACUCUGAAAUAUUUCAACAGGACGACGAAGAUUCAAAUAAUAUCGCUAGAUCACUGAUAACAUCAUGGGAAGAACAGGCUGCUUAUAAUGACAACACUAAAUGUGAGAAGAUAACUCUGAGCCUAGCAAUUCAAGAUAAAAACCAGCAAGAAAACAUUGCUACCAUAAUAAUAUAUUGCAGCACAGGAAGAAUCCAAAUUCAAGGCCGCUUACUUCAUGAGUGGGGUGAUAAAGAAUUUCCGAUAUUGAAAGAUCUUGUCGACAGAAACCCAGAAGAAUCCAGCACAUUAACAAAAGAGUUGGAAAAUUUUCUGAAAUCAUGUCUGAAUAAAUCCCAACCAACAACAGAGGAGAGUUCCAUCCCUACUUUUACCCCUGCUAAAACUGUAUCAGAAUCCUCGCCAGAACCUCAAACAAACCAAAAUCCAGCUCGUGAAUCAAUUUCAACUAUCAAAAACAAUACGGCAAACCUGGAAUUAAACUUUGUGGCAUUCCAACAAGAAGUUAUUAAAUCUUUUGAAGAUUUGAAAAAUGAAAAGAAGGAAAAAGACAAGGAAUUAGAACAGCUGAAGAAAAGAAUUUCAUCGCUGGAAGCAUCAAAUGAACUUUUGUUAAAGGAAAACACAAAUCUUGUUGCCAUCCUGAAAAAACAAACGACCAUUGAGAAGAAACUCAAAAAUAUUACUACCCAACUAGAAGAAAACCAUGGAAAAAACACCAAACAACAUGAUAGCGAAUCCUCUAGUAUGAUUGAUGCAAGUAAAAAUACUGAAAAAAUGAGAAAUACAGAGCUACACCCCCAGACUGACCCUGACCUACCAUCAACUGAAGAUACAAACACCCCAGCCACAUUCUACACCCCAGUUGACACAAGGAACCCAUUCUUAAUUCUUGAAGACGAAAAAACAGAGCCGAGACUUGAUAAUGAUAAAAUUCAAAGAGUUAAUAAAGAAGAAGCAACUUCGACAAAUAAAAUAAUUACAGAAAGCACCAUCAUCCUAUGUGAUUCCAAUGGGCACAAAUUAGAUACUAAAUUACUCUGCCCAGAUACAUCUUCAGCUUACAUCAGAUGUCCAACAAUCGAAAGUGCUGAAAAUAUCCUGAAACAACAUGACCUUAAAAAUCCAAAAACAAUUAUUCUACAUUCAGGUACAAAUGAUAUUGAAAAACGUUCAGUUGAAAGCAUUUGUAAAGACACUCAUUCACUUCUCUCCUUCAUCAAAUCGAAACACCCACAUACCCGGAUAAUUCUCUCAAGCCUACUACCUCGUAACGACUAUCUUCUUGAAAAAGCACAAAAACUUAACGAACAGCUAAUCAAAAUCUCCUCCGAAUUCACCAACACUAACCUUGUGAAACAUGAUAACCUUUUCAGGUCUACUGCCAUCCUUUACGACAAGAAACACCUCAACAGCAAAGGUGUGAAGAUAUUCGCAAAAAACCUGAAAGGUGCUUAUUUUGGUACAACAAAGAAAUACCAACCCACCAACAGAUCAUCCCACCAACAACCCUCAACAAUGUAUCAUCCAGCCAAGAAAACAACCUUCCCUCCCUUUCAUCAACCAUAUCCUAUCACCCCAACACUUCCACACUUCCAACAUCCUUCGUCCCAUCCAGCAGUCAGAACAAAUGGCAAUGCAAACCAAUGGAAUAGUUUAGUCAAUUAUAACAUUCCAGAAAAGUUGACCGAGCUGGUAACCGUCCUUCAAAGGUUCCUUCAAUAA
This is a messenger RNA of Paramuricea clavata, 1932 nucleotides long. NCBI's taxonomy places the organism in Eukaryota, Metazoa, Cnidaria, Anthozoa, Malacalcyonacea, Plexauridae. The record is from the annotation of a GenBank genome assembly.